CACAAUAACAUUUAUAUAAGUCAGACAGCACACUUCUCCCUCUAACUGACAUUCACUUGAUUACAGACGCAGAAACACAGAGUCAUGGCUGACAACAACCCAGGCUGGCUUUCAGUGAAGAAGAGGGAGAAGAAAGGAGAGAGCAAACCACCGGAGAAGGAGGAGAAGCAGGAGGAGGAGCAGGAGAAGGAGCAGGAGAAGGAGCAGGAGAAGGAGAAAGUGUUGAAGACAGGAUACCAAGUUGUGAAGACAGGAUACCAACACCAACCAGGGGAGGUGAGGAAGAAGGAGGGAGGCGGAGAGAAGACAGGUGGAACAGAGGAGAUAACAGAGGUAGCAGAAGGAGGAGAGGCAAAUGGAGAGUUUGAAACCAUCGAGCUGCCACCAUGGGAGAUCAUCACUGGGGAGCAGAUGAGUCCGUUCUACUUUAAGUUCCAAUUCCGGAACGUUGAGUAUUCAUCUGGUCGUAAUAAGACGUUGCUAUGUUACCGCGUGGAGACUCCGGAGGGCGCCACUGGUCCACUACAGGGAUACAUGGAGGACGAACACGCCACCGCACACGUAGAGGUGGCCUUCUUCACACGGGUCCUCCCCCACUAUGACUCCUCCCAGGAAUACGAGGUCAGGUGGUACGUAUCUUCCAGUCCCUGUGCAGCCUGCUACACCAAGAUGGCCGAUGUCCUCAGACAGAGAAAGAAGCUCCGCCUCUACCUCCUCAUGUCCCGCCUCUUCCUGUGGGAGGAGCCUGAGAUAGAGGUAGGGCUGCGGUGCCUGGCAUCACUGGGUGUGAGGAUGAGGAUGAUGAAGCCGUCUGACUUCUUGUCUGUCUGGGAAACGUUUGUAGAGAAGGAGGAGGACAUGACCUUUAACCCCUGGGAGGACUGCCAGGACAACUACCAAUACUACCAGUCCAGACUCAACACCUUCCUCAAGUAAAGGUGCAGUCAAAACCAUCCCUCCUUCUCUUCCUGUUUCCAUCAUGAGGCUUAUAGCAAGUCAAGCUGGAGUAGCCAUUAAAAAAACCACUGGGUUUGGUU
Messenger RNA from Salmo salar (Atlantic salmon), 1037 nucleotides. Its product is annotated as putative C->U-editing enzyme APOBEC-2. The record is from RefSeq and is a predicted model, not a curated record. Gene Ontology annotation, biological process: cytidine to uridine editing. Gene Ontology annotation, cellular component: cytoplasm; nucleus. Gene Ontology annotation, molecular function: RNA binding; cytidine deaminase activity. NCBI's taxonomy places the organism in Eukaryota, Metazoa, Chordata, Actinopteri, Salmoniformes, Salmonidae.